UCCGCCGCGAGCCCGGGGCGCUCGUAUCGCUGCUGCCGCGCCGCGACCGCGACCGCGAGUUGUGUGAGAGGAGGCAAGAGAGGCGGCGUGUCGUUGGCGUGAAAAGGGCGUCUCGGACUCGGACUCUGUGCGAAUUUUAAUUUUGCCUUGUGCGUCCCGCGCCGUGCCGCGGCAUGCGGCUGAAGGGUGGCAGCCCCGGCCGACGGGGUGGCGGCCAGUGACGCGACAGGCCGACAGGCCGGGCCGACCCUGUCCGUGAAAGUGAAGUCAACGCGACUUGAAGAGGAGAGGAGAAGAGAAGAUGGCGGAGCGCGGGGUGGGUGGCCGUCAGCUGCCCCUCGCCCUGGGGGCCCUGGGCCAGACCCACAUCUCCCAUGGGCAGCCGCACGCACAGGCCGGGCCCAAGCCCGUGCCCAUGAAGCUGUUCGCCACCUGGGAAGUGGACCGCACCCCGCCCAACUGCAUCCCCAGGCUGUGUUCCCUCACCCUGUCCAGGCUCGUGGUGCUGAAGCCCCUGGGACCUGACCUAUCAUCCCUCAGCAUCGCGGUGAAGAUGCAGGGCCUCAAGCGCACGCUGCGCUCCAACGAGCUGGUGCUGCCGCCGCGCGGGCUGCUGGACACGGAGCUGCAGCUGCACUUCUCGCUGCAGUACCCGCACCUGCUGAAGCGCGGCGGCAACCAGCUGCACGUGAGCCUGCAGCGCCGCAAGCGCUACAAGAACCGCACCAUCCUGGGCUACAAGACCCUCGCCGAGGGCGUGGUCAACAUGUCGCAGGUUCUCCAGAAGCAGUUGGACCUGGAGCUGGAGCUCUGCGGCGACUCCAAGGAGCCGAAAAGCCACCACAACGUGGUGGCCAGAGUGUCCGUGCUGGGGCUCAACUCGCAGCCCGUGGACCACGAGGACACCGCCAAAGUGAAUCCCCACGAUGUUUCUGAUCGUGUGGGAGACUUCUCUGACGAGGAUGAAGAGUUUAGUUCAAAUGAAGAUGGCGUGGAAGAGGCGGAGGGUUCGGACUCGGAGCCGAUGCUGGAGGACAACGUGGGCCGGAGAGCACUGCAAAGGCAGCGACAAAGGCAAGCCGCCCGAGCAGGGGCGAUACCCACCAACGCCAGACAACGCAAUCUCAAGCAGAAAUUUAUUUCCCUAUUGAAACGGUUUCGUGUUAGUGAAGAUCUCCAAGGGCUGGAUCAUGAUCAAGAGGAACUGGCAAUGUCUCACAAAUUAUCAGCUGGUGGAAUGGACGCCACUGAGUUCGAGGAUCUCAUGGAAGAGCUUGGAGAAUUGUCGGGGUCUGACUCAGGACCUGAGGUGGACACACUGAGCAUGUCCUCUACUCCCAAACCAUCCCUGCGCCCAUUUUUCUCUAGCAGCCGAUCCCUAGUCCACGAUACUCUAAAUGUCCCAGGAACUGGCUCAGUCGCUGCUGCAGUAGUUCACCAGCCCAAACAGGUUGUGCCAACAGCAAGCUCUCCUACUGCAGGUGUCCAGACUGCCCAAGUGCCAGUGGUGGCAACAAUACCUUUGCCUGCCUCGGGCCCAGACAAAUCUGGUGAUCGUUUAAGUGAUGAAAGUUCGAAAAAAGCGGAUUCUGAUUCUCAUCCAGAAAAUUGGACUGAUCACGAAACUAGUGAUCCCCCUCCCCCAACAUCAUCUCCUCCCAAACAAGAUGGAGAACGUGAAAGAGAUCGCAAAAGUAAAUUGUUUAUGAGAGACCGUAAUGCCAGUGCCUUGAAAACCAAGAAACAGCUUAGUGUUGUUAGUUUUGGAGAACAUCAAACACGGUCUAAUAAUUCUAAUAGCAAUGCUUCGGGUGAUAUAACACCUAGUGAGCCCCGAAAGGUGCUUCUGGAACAACUUUCUAAGAUAUUACCUGCUGAUGAUGUGCCACCAGAUCAUCUUAUUCUUGUAAAUGUGUCAGAAAUGGGUGGAGCCAGCAUAGCAAAUCGACUGGCUGACUGGCAGCACAAGGUUGUUGGUACAGCUGGAAUGGGGGAUGUACGAGCUGCAGUUAGUUGCAUUCUUGGAAAAAUUCAGAAAUUCUGUAACUCUAGUUCAAGAGCACCAACUCCUUUAAGAGUAUUGUUGAUUGGUGGAGACUCAUUUUUACAUAGUGUACUAAGGUGUUAUGUAGAGCAACUUUCAUUCAAGCCACCUGAGUGGCAAAGUUAUCUAAGGUUUCUCUCUGUUCCUCUUGGUGGGAGCUGGCUCGGAAGGUAUUUGUGUUCUCUGGAUGCAAAUUAUGCAUCUGCAUUUGGGGGCGAUGCAUGGCGAGAGGUUGUGGAGAGAGCCGAAAGAGGAGAACUUUGCAAAGCCGACUGGCAAGAGGUGGUGGGCCGAAUAUCACGAUAUCUGCAUAAUAAUUUUGGUGCUUUAUUGCAUCUUCCUGUUGCUGAGGCCAUGCUAACAUAUAAAAGCUCUGAUGAAGAAUCUUCUCAAAUAUUCAUUCCUUUUAUGAAUGAAGUUCGCCUUGGUUCCCAAGAGCCAGUGUUAUCUGCAUCAGUAGACCUCGAAGAAAGUGCAUCGUCUGUGAUAUCAGGUUCUCCACCUUCUCAUCCACAGCUUGGGCCAGCUGGGUCUCCAGCUGGUCCUAACAACUACCAGAUGUCUGUGAUACCCAGUGAUAGGAAAGGGGAACGUAUAACUCCCCCAUCUUCGCCCAAUAUCAAUAGUAUUUACAUGGGACCUCCAAGAGAAAGCCCACAGCCUGAACCUAUGGAACUCCAGCUUGACUAUUGGCUCUGCAGACCAGCAGACACUCCUCAGGGAUCAGCUGGGAAGCCAACCAAACCUGAUUCUGCCAAAUCUACCCUCAAGACAGCGUUUCGAUCACUGCAAGUUGCACGUGCUCCACCCUGUGGUGAAUUCCCCCCAUCAUUUACUCCUCAACAAAUUCAGCAACAGCAUCAAUGGCUUCAACAGCAGCACUUGUUUCUGAACUAUUGCACCAAAGAGAAAAAACAAAAAAUAAUGAGAUUAGGGAAGAAAAAAGAAAAGGAGAGAGAUAGCGAGACAGGAAAAAACCAGUCUGUGGAUGGAGUGUCAAGACUCAUAUGUUCUCCAAAAAUCCACAACAUUCCUUUAAGAGUGAGCAUUGAUGGUACCGAGUGGUCAGGUGUCAAGUUUUUCCAGUUGUCUGCUCAGUGGCCAACACACAUAAAACACUUUCCAUUAACCUUGCUUGGUUCAGUGUCUUUACCUACUGAUACUUCUCCAUUGUAGUUGGGCAACGAUCAACAAACAAGACUAGAUGGAAUUUGGGUUAAAUUUUUGUCUUCUAACACGGACAUGAAUCCCUCUCAUGAAUAAGUCUUUCUUUCUAAAUCUUGAGCUGUGUGAUAUUGUUUUAAAGUAUGUAUUUGGUUCUGUUAGUUACGGGCAGAUAUCUGCUUGCCUAGUCAGCAUUAUUUCAUAAUUCAUAUCAUUAUCCUCUUUCCUUUUCUCCAAAUGUAAGUGCAUUAUAUUAUUGUAUGAUAUGGAAUAAUAAUUCUGAAAUGAUGGGUUGAACUUAUGGUAAAAUAUCUGUAUUAUCUUUAAGAGUUAGGUCUUAGCACAGAAUGUGUGCUGCUUAUAUUGGCUGUGUAUUGAUUGCUUAGAUUUUAUCUUGCUUGUGAUGAGAGUUGGAUUUAUAUGCAUCCAUAAUUGAAAUGACUAUGAUUUUACAAUUUAUUAACAAAAGUGAUUUUUUUUAAAAAGUUGUUUCUUUGUAAACGAAAAAAAUAUCUUCGAAGAAUUUUUAACUGAAAAGAAUGUAGAGUUGUACUGAGAUUGGAGAAAAGAAUAAGGAAAUUGAGAGGAUAAUAGAAAAGGGGCAUGCAUUACAGUGACACGAUAGAGUGUGAUAAUGUUCUCUUUUCUUUAACAAUUCUGAGAGAGGAAAACGUUUGGGAAAUAUGGUAUUUCCAAUUUGUUUCUGUCUGAAGGUUUAGUCUUCCUGAGGUCUCUCAUGAUUUACUUUAUCGUGUUUGUGAGUAUGUGUGAAUGCAUUCUUUCGUGCUCAGAAUAAUUUAUUUGCUCUCCUUCCUUUCAACUCCAUAGUCUUUUCACCUCUCAGUCUUAGUUUUUUUUUAUUGACUAAAGUAGCUCAGUAUUGUGAAUUUUCUUGCCCAAUGUUGACUGCAAACAUUAUAUAGACUGCAAGCAUACAGUCCUAGUCAUGUUUAGUCUCAGCAAUUAUAUUAACUUUGCUGUUGACUGAUGAAUGUUUACUGUUGCUUGAAUA
Molecule: messenger RNA, 4220 nt
Organism: Thrips palmi
Lineage: Eukaryota; Metazoa; Arthropoda; Insecta; Thysanoptera; Thripidae
Gene: KrT95D
Product: phosphofurin acidic cluster sorting protein 2
Exons: 18
Coding region: 302-3220 (972 amino acids)
Biological process (GO): protein localization to plasma membrane
Source: RefSeq, a predicted model, not a curated record